AUGCUCGACGUCAAUGAUUUCAUUGUCGAGCGCGGCGGCAACCCUGAGAGAAUCAGGGAGAGUCAGCGCAGGCGCCAUGCCCCGGUGCAAGUUGUCGACGAGGUGAUCGCUAUGUUCGAGGACCACCGUCAAACUGCCUAUGCUGCCACCCAAUUUAACGCCAAAAUCAACGAGGUUCAGAAGCAGAUCGGCCCUAAGAAGAAGGCCAAAGAGGAUGUUACGGAUCUCCUGAAGCAAAAAGCCGAUCUCGAGAAGGAGAAAAAGGAGCUGCUCGCUUCAGCUGCCGAAAAAGAGAAGCUUUUGAAGGCCAAAAUCAGGCUCAUCGGCAAUAUCGUGCACGAUUCCGUUCCCGUUUCCGACAAUGAGGACAACAACAGGGUUGAACGAACUUGGGCCCCCGACGGUGUAGAAUUUGAGAAGCGCAAUGUUCUCUCCCACCACGAGGUCCUUGACAAGCUGGACGGCUACGACCCGGAGAGGGGCGUGAAGGUUGUCGGCCAUCGCGGGUACUUCCUUCGGCGCUGGGGUGUGUUUCUCAAUCAGGCUUUGAUCAACUAUGGCCUCGAAUUUCUGCACGAGAGGGAUUACAUUCCCCUGCACACACCGCAACUCAUGCUCAGGGACCAGAUGGCGAAGACUGCUCAGCUCUCGCAGUUUGAUGAGGAGCUCUACAAGGUCACUGGAGACCAGGCAGACAAGUACCUUAUUGCGACCUCUGAGCAGCCCAUCUCUGCCUAUCACAGCGACGAGUGGCUACAACCUAAGCAACUACCCCUGAAGUAUGCAGGUUACUCGACGUGCUUCCGCAAAGAGGCCGGUGCUCACGGGAAAGAUGUCUGGGGUAUCUUCCGCGUCCACGAGUUUACCAAGGUCGAGCAAUUCUGCAUCACAGACCCUGAGAAGUCCUGGGAGAUGUUUGAAAGCAUGAUUUCGACCUCGGAGGAUUUUUACAAAUCCCUGGGGAUUCCCUACCGCGUUGUCGCCAUCGUCUCGGGCGCUCUCACUGCGAAGAAGCUCGACCUUGAAGCUUGGUUCCCGCACCAAGGGGAGUUCAAGGAGCUUGUCAGCUGCUCCAACUGCACUGACUACCAGAGCCGCGACCUGGAGAUCCGCUUCGGCAUCAAGAAGCAGACAGAUGUCAAGAAGACCUACGUCCACUGUCUCAACUCGACUCUUACGGCGACGACGAGGACAAUCUGCGCGAUUCUGGAAAAUUUUCAGACUGAAGAUGGUGUCACAAUCCCUGAGCCGCUACGGAAGUACCUGCCUGGAGCACCCGAGUUCAUCCCCUUUGCGAAGACAGGAACGGAGAAGAAAGAAAUUCCCGUUCGGUAA
Parathielavia appendiculata is the source of this 1335-nucleotide messenger RNA. RefSeq names its product serine-tRNA ligase. Lineage: Eukaryota; Fungi; Ascomycota; Sordariomycetes; Sordariales; Chaetomiaceae. Gene Ontology annotation, cellular component: cytosol. Gene Ontology annotation, biological process: seryl-tRNA aminoacylation. Gene Ontology annotation, molecular function: serine-tRNA ligase activity; tRNA binding; ATP binding. The coding region runs from base 1 to 1335 and encodes 444 amino acids. The record is from RefSeq and is a predicted model, not a curated record. The transcript is spliced from 19 exons.